Messenger RNA from Spirometra erinaceieuropaei, 18556 nucleotides. Lineage: Eukaryota; Metazoa; Platyhelminthes; Cestoda; Diphyllobothriidea; Diphyllobothriidae. The record is from the annotation of a GenBank genome assembly.
AUGGACAUUCCAGUCUCCAUUGUCUUUGUUGGUAAUAGCCGCUGUGUGGCCGCCGAUUGGGCCCGCGAGAGAGUAAGAGCCCGUAAAGUCUAACGGGACGAGUGAGUGCUGUAUAAGCGAUCGGUGAGCGUCCCUCUACCAUUGUAUAUUCCCGAUCGAAACCAACAGGACAACUGGCCCGUGGCUCAGUGGUUAGAGGCGUCGAACUCCCGACUAACAGGUCGCGAGUUCGAGUCCCAGGUGUUUCACACCUCUGGGCUGGGUAUGAGUGGCUGACUACGGCUAAUAAGCCAGAAAUCACCAUUUCAGUCUCCCUUAUCUUCAUCGGUAAUAAAAUUCUGCCUAAAUCAACGCUGUUUGAACAGUCAUUUUAAUUUCUUUCCCCCCGUACUCGUACGAUGUAUCAAACGCAAAAUGACCUUUCGGACACUCCCUUCUUUGCAUUUCACUUGCAGCGAACAGUACCCUUAUAGUUUCCGUCGGUAAGACACGAGGAUAUGACCCCUGGAAAUACAGAUUACGGCAACGAUAGGGUGCAGAACCCCCAACUAACCUGAGCUAGCCUGUUGACUGUGUCAUACGUUGAAUGAUGGUAGAGGGGAUUUUACGGAUGGGACAACACACAGGACGGAGAGCAAGAGGACAUAGAAAAUAGACAAAUUUCUGUUAAAAGUCUUAUCGUACCCUAUCAUUUGGCGAAGAGAGUGGGCGCAAUAAUUAAAAAAGAAACAAAAAACCAUUUUCAAGGAAUGUCGUUUAGUCAGGUAGGGAGGGGAAUUUAAAACAAUGGGAACGGUGAAUAGUAAGUGAUGUUUACAGCCACAAUGAAUUUCAGAGUAUAUUUUUGUAUAUGCAAUCUACUUGUGGGUCCUACAUCCUAUCGUUGUCCAGAAGGCUUUGUGGUAACUUCCAGGGUGGAUUCAAAUCCCUUUGUCCUAAACCUAAUCCGAGCAGUAACCCUAAUCUACCUGGCAUUCAGCGCAAGGCCAAUUAUAUCAGAGGGUUCCUGUUGCUAUGAUCUGCCGUUUGAUUAAUUCGGCUUCCCCAACAGUCCCUCAUCUUGCUUUGUCAUCCGCAGACCAAUUGAAUCACACCUCCCACACUCCUCCUCUAACCCGGAGAUAUGCGACAAAGUAAGCUUGUGAAAAAUGCGUGGUUUGGUAACAAGGAAUAGGAAUAAGACAUGCUGCCGGGAAGACUUCCAGGCACUAGCGUCUCACCAACACCUCCAUGUUGGCAAGCUCGUUACUCAGAGUGUCGGAAGUGUUGCGCCUGUUUCGAGAGUUUUCAGAGCAGGGUUGUUUAUGCUGCCCAACUGAUGAUAGUGCUUGACUAAGAUUAAACCCUUUCAUAACUCUAAAUUAAAAUAAAUGAGGAGGUAAUUUUAUCAACUGGAACUUCCAUUUAUGCCAUAAUCCUAAACAUGUGUAGUCGCAAGCAAAUUUAUGAUAAAUGGCGACUUUUGAGGUCAGAGUGUGCGCUGGUCUUGCCGUUCAAUUCGCUUCUAAUGCUCAGUCACUUGGUUUUUUUGACAGCCCUUUUAUACCCAACCGCGCGUGGACAUAGCUUUGCGAACUGGACUAAGGAUGUAUUUUAAAGGAACGCUGGUUGGCAGUUCGAAGCAUCAGAGUGCACAUAAACGGCUUGAUAUUGUCUGUGAACGUCAGAGAAUCUUCUGGGGAGGGGGGGGGGGUUAAUUCUCAUUUAAACUUGUGUCCUCUUGUAAAAGGACAGAUGAGUAUUACAGUAGAAUCACCCUGAACUAAACAUAUACUACGUUGAUUGUAAACUGUCUCUCCAAGCAUAUUGAUGUAAUAAAUAGCAGUUGAUUUGAAGAAUCUCGUCCCUACUGAGGAAGCUCAUAGAUACCGGGGUUGGCUUUUAGAGGCUCGUACAUAAUGGCAAUUAAAAUUGAUACGAACAGCUAAAUCAAGAACCCUUCUGUUUGAUUUUACUGCUUCAAAAAGAUGCAAAUUCGCAUCGUUUGUCACGCUUUUCCUUGCGCAUUAAAUAGGAGCAAAAGACAGUGACAAAAUACGGCAGCAUUAUCUCGUGAAAAAGAGAAGCUGAUCAUUGAGAAUGUGCCAUUUUUCACGGUACCCUAACUGUCCACACGCGUCACUGUCUAUCCGCUGAGCAUGCAAUAUCUCAGUUUGUUUGCCCCAAAUGAGUUUGUGAGUGUAGUGUGUUGAUUGUUAUUGCAGGACCGACUGAAAUGAGGGUGAGUAUAACGCAGACGGGAGCUUUUUAACAUUGAUAGGAAGAAGAAGAAGGAUAAGACGAAGAAGAAGCGAUCGCUGGAACAAGGCCUUUAUUCGUCUGACGUUUCGGAUUCUCACUCGAAUCCAUCGUCAGAGACGGUUUCUAUCACUGUCUCUAAUUAUAGGUUCGAAUGGGAAUCCGAAACGGCAGGCGAAUAACGCCCUUGUUCUAGCGAUCGCUUCUUCUUCCUAUAAACUAGUUCCUGGAACUGGCAUCUUUACUUGUAUCUGCUUUUCAACAUUGCUGGUUUUGAUAUACCAGUCUUUUUGCACAUGCACGUGUGGGCAUGUAUUUAAUUUUUAAAAAUCAGACUAAUUGCUCGUUUUAAGUAGUCCUUUUAUACCCUUUUCAGUUUGCGAUCUCCACCACCCUAAAGUUAUUUCGUUCUUUCAUACUGUUCCGUUCACCUUAGGCACCGGCCUAGUCGGACACUUACAAACCCAACGCUCAGAGGUUGGCGAACCAGUGCUUGGAGCACCAACAUACGCCAGGCGCUAUCGCCUCAAUUGACUGCACUGCCCUCGCACAGUCAGCCACCGCACGCCGCCUAAGUGUGGGUUUCCGCCCCGCCAGCCACCUGGAUCCCCUCCCGCCUCCGGUCUUCUUGACACUGCCUGCCACCAGGCCUAGGUGGGUAAGAGGAGUACAGUAGAUUUAACGCGGGCCUACUAUCACUUUAAACUAAUAGAUGUGUAAGUCGCCAUCCCUGCUCUCACUCUGCUGUAAAGCCUACGGUGAACACUGUUAUUGACAAAGACAAGUGGAAAAUUAAAUGGCCACUUCUGGCUUAUUAGCCGUCGUCAGCAAUCCUACCCAACCCCGUGGUGUGGAACACCUCAAGGUCAAUAUCGUGACCUGUUGGUUAGAAGUCCAACGCCUCUAACCCCUGAGCCACGUGCAUAUUGUCCUGUCUAUUGAUAUCAGGUAGAAGAGCGCUUACCAAUCGCGCUACAGAAACCACUCUUUCCGUUGUACCUUGGGGCCCUCUCUCAAUCUUCGCCAGCAGCCGCAUAGCAGCGCGUGAUAUAGGCGGAAUAGCAUCACCGAAAAAGAAACGAGGGACUGGACUGCAACAGGAUAUACUGAGUACUGCAUAUAAUGGACUCGCAUGUACUCAACCGCAACCGACAGGGAAACGAGGCCGUGAUCCAGUGGUUAGAGGUGUUGGACUUCCUGCAAACAGAUCGCAGGAUCAGGUCCCAGGUGUUCCAUACCUCCGGAUUGGUUUUGACUAGCUGAUGACGGCUAAUAAGUAAGAAAUGGCCAUUCCAGUCUCUCUUGUCUUUGCUGGUAAUGCUAUUUUGCCUAUAUUAUGCGUGGCUGUGCGGCUGCUGGCAGGGCUCGAGAGAAAGCGCCAAAGUGAGCCGCCUAACGGGAUCGUUGAGCAUCGGUAAAGACGGUCAAACUGUCACUCCGAGGUUCUAUCGUCUGCUCUGCUGACAAAAAGGACGCAGUGACAAACCGCUUUUGUGCUCAGGCUAGCAGCGAAAUCUCGCGAAUUCUUAAUAGCGAACAAAGAAUGACGGAGUGCAUGUUGCAGUGAGUUUCACAUCUAAAAGGGGAGGACCAGCGACGUCUCUUUGUCAUUACCGUUGACUCUAACCGACCGUUUGAAUCUACUCGUAAAUUAUUAAAGGUCUGAACGCGAACAGUAAAUAAUUACAUUGACUUUUUUAAUUAGAACUGCACGAAAAUCACCGAAUUCAUCAAUAUGAUUAGCACUCUUUAGCUUUUUCUUUCGCAAGCAUGAUCCACUUCCUGAUGGAAGCGUUUUGCCUUUAAAGGUAGAUUUUAUGUGACAACUGGGGUAAUUGAGUCAAACGUAAGAUGCCGACUAACCAUCGAAUCAAGGCCCGGAGUUGAUGAUGACGUUUUAUAUGUCUGCAACCGAUAUCCUUUACCGACAUAGGAGGACACUAAAAAAAGCCUCAGCAAUCAGUUUAGCCACAAUGUUUGAUAAUAGCUGUAGAUUACAGUGAUCGACGCAUCUGAUUCAUUGUAUCGUUCUCUUAUAAGCAUAUCAAUCCGGCAAAAUGUCCUACUGGUAAUAUUUGUGCUGAAGGGUACUAUCAGAAAUAAACAAUUUACUUUAAAACAAAUGCAUUGUAAUCCCGUGUAAUUUUCAUGGCAACUGUUUAGUCAUAAGCCACAAAGGCCUUUCAGUGUGUUCGAAUGGCGGAGUCACUUAAUCCCUGUUUACUGCAGUAGCUUUCGUAAAAAUAUUAAGGUAAUGGGCUUGUCCAGUUCGUCGAAUGGCAACUAAAUUUUAGUAAGCACUGAGCCUAAGCGGCGCAUCUGCGUUAAGAAUAACUAUAUUGGACUACUGAAAAUGGGCGUAAACAUUGCUAGCAGCUCCUUUAAGCUCAUUAACCUCACGUUGUUUUAAUUUCAAUGUCGAUGACGUUUAAUGUCAGGACUUCGAGUUGAUUUCGAGUCCGAACUAAAAUUUAUUGUUGUCAAUGGCUCAACUUAUUGAUCCUAACUGUCCUCGGAUCAUAAACUCAAGUAAAGUAGAUUCAGACACUAAGUUAGGGUUCCAGUGAUACUAGACCAGACAACAAGCAGACCUCACGUCAACCUCAUUCCGGUGUAGACUUACGGACUUAUAAAAAGACCAUGUUUCCACAAUUGUGAACACAUGACAAUUUAUAAGCUACCGAAUCAUGCACACAUCCUCCCAACAAAUGGCUGAUGUCGUCAGGCUUUCUCGACAUGCGAAAACACUGAAAUAUUGUCUCCUGUAAAAGUUAAACCAUUGCACUGCCAUAUGCAACUGUUAUUUUGUAGAACCGAAAAAGUUUGCAAUGAGUCAUAGGCAGAAUUACUGAGCCCAAAAUGUGCUUAAAUGAACCCUUCCUAUUUCAUUCCACAUAUGGGAUUCUAAGGAAAUUCCGUAUAAUAGUAAUAAACGCUUAAUAUUCGAAAAGAACUAAAGAAUUUGGGAUCGCGGUUUAAAAAAUAAGUAGGUUCAUUUUUGUGGAGUCUCGCACACAUCUUGGUCGUUGGUGGGUUACCACGGUUAGCAAAGGCUUAGUGAAAUAAUAGAUUUUAAGCAAGCAAGCACUUAUCUCAGAUAUUUUAUAGCUUUCUUUAAAGUAUGACUAAACAUGGUAUAAGUGACUUGACAUUAAAAGAAGAGGGAACGCGCCCAGAUUACUGGACUAAACUGCUAUAUUAUUUACUAGAGGUAGGUUAAAGCUGUAUUGGUAAGCUAUAGUCAGGCGGUCUUUUGGAACUCGAACUGUUCUAUGUACAGAGUGCUUCUUAAGAUUGGGUACCAUUAGAAUCUAUCCACAUUACUCUGUUUUACUGAUCAAAAGUGCUUGGCAAAUGGAAGAAAGAUAUCUGGUAGUGGAGCAACUCACCAAUUUACAGAGGAGCCUCGAAGAUACCAGAGCAGCUACAUUGAACGGAAACGUUAACUAGAUUAUUCGGCUUUUUCUUCAGGAAAAUUUUCACCCAAACUUUUCUCUCCCUAUUGAGAAGCAACAACUACCCAUCAUCGAUGUUUAGAAACGGGAGUUAAUGAAUCUGCAAAAAAGUGCCUGUCAGGGAAACCAUGGGCGAAUUAGAAAUGACGAUUACUGACUGUAGCAUAUGUGCCAACAUGGCUUUUAUAAAUUGAGGACAAGGAACUUAAUGCGUUUAGUUUAACUAAACGUAUUACCUUGGCCACUGGAACACAAAAUAGGCACGGAAUUUUUUAUGCGAAUUAUCAAAAUAGCGUUGGUCCGAAUCCAGAGGAUUAGUGACCAGGCGGAAGUCCCUUUUCUCUCAAAUCCCCUUCGGUUGUCAUCUUCUCACUCAUCUACACACCAAACAAUCUCCGUUUUAGUUCCACAAUCGGAUUAUCUGCAUUCUCGGCACACUAGUUAUGGCGGAACUAAGUGUGUUUGAAAUCGCUAAAACGGUCGAAAUCGCUCUUCAGAAGACCGCCAAUAAACUUCUUGAGUGACCAUCUGUCACUGGAAAUGAAUAGGUGCGUUCCAGGAAUCGAUCGUGAAGAAGGAAACACGAUCGCUGGAAGUCGCGGCAGCAGUGCGCAAAAUUGAAGUCAACUCUCACGUUAGGGUUCAUUCGACGAGACCCGGUCACACAUUUAAAUUCGACGACGCUGUAAUUCUCCUUAGACGCGACGAUCGCAUAAGUCGCGAACUGCUCGAAUCAUAGUUCACCGAAUCCCAGUCUAUUAACAAAUUUAAUGGCCUCCAAAUUCCAUAUUCUUUUCUGCAACUUCACCUAGAUGGAGUAAUUAGUUAAAUGGGGAGCGCACUGGCAAACAUCGGUGGUCGGUGGUCUGUCUCGUCGAAUGGUCAUCACACCAACCUCCAACACACAUGAUAAGAUCGCAGGCAUUGGUAACUCGAAUGUCGGUAUCGGACAAUCGUUACAGGAAAUAAAUCGAUUCAUGACUAGAGGGAAGCCAUAAAUUUUCAGUCAUGCAGUGACAUAUAGAGAGUGUCCUAUAAAUUCUGCAGCCCCAUAUACAUGAACUCUCCGUAUCCGAUGCUUUCUCUCUCCCUCUCUGAUGAGGGUUCCGAGCACGAAUUCAAAAUGUUUGGCGAAUAAAGCUCUCUCUCUAACGACCGUGUCCCCUGCUCCACGAUUACCUGUCGCAUUCUAGAAUACUUCAAAAAAAUUCAAGUCACCGAACUAAUAGAAUGCAGCAGUAGUUAUCUCAUCUUAUAAAGGAUAGUCAUAGCGGAAAUAAGCAAAUGGGCAUCUGCAUCUGUCAUCUCUCUUGAUCCCCAGUGAGGCCGAUCUCCCAGGCCGCCCCCUGUCGGCCUAGCACUCCAAACAAACAGCAGUUGCACGCUCAUAAAUCAGUCUUUAACUCGGUUUAGUAUACUAAUUGCCUCCUUUGUCUUCUAAACUGCUUGUAAUGUCUCUCGCCUCAGUAAAGCUUGUCCAUCUAACUGCGCUCCUUGUCUCUCGAUUCGGAAACUAUCGCGUUAUUGACUAUCGAGUCUCAUCAAGUAAUUUACUCUUCCGGAUAUGAGUCUUUAUCGCCGAAAACUUCCACCAUAUUUGGUAUUGACUCUAGACAGCUUUCCAUCAGUAGUGCAGCAUAUUUUGGCACCGCUUUUAAAAUUCUUCGGGCGCACGAGUCACCUAGAUGGUUCACCGGUUGAUGAAAAUGCAUGGCUUUACCAAGGCCUUGCUUUCUUCACUGUUAUAUACUGCAGCUUCACCAGAGUUUCCUGUUUCUGACAUGACGUCUAAGAUGGCGAAUUUUGUAUGCAAAUUUGCGAAACUUCAGGAGCAGACAGGCUCUUUUUAAGCUCGGACGGUACAGACCUCAUCGGCCUAAUAAAUCUCGCAUGAUUUAUUAACUCGACCCAGCACAGUCGCCACUUCUUGCUACCGUAUCACGCUUUGUGUUAAAUCAGGUCGCUGCAAAUCUCCCUGCACUUUUGUCGCGAAGGCGAACACAUGAGUGAAAAGGGUUGAUACAGAGAUGAGUGCACCCUCUACGUCUGUGACAGCUUGAGCUGCAGACUCUUCUUCGUGGACACUGGAGCUCACAUCCGUGUUGUCAUCCCACUCCAAUAGUAGUCUUCGCCUCCAAGACAUCAACCGGUCCCCAAUUCGCUGGCUGAACACCCCUUCCCGCACCCUGAACAUUUCCCUUUGACGUUAUUACUCCUGGGCCAUGGAGACUGCCGAUGCCCCCUAUGCAGCCCUCUGCCUAGACCUUCCAGUCAAGGCUGGUCUAGUUUUGGACUACCGACAUACUCCAAUGCUUGAGUGCACAGCUAGCUUGCUGUUUGUCAGCUGACUUUCUCUGUAACUUAUCUAUUCUGGGUGCAUAUAUUGCCUCCCCUAAUCGUGACCUCAUCCUCCAACAAUUCAACGUCACCGGCCAUCAGUUCUGAACUUGCAACAUCUGCGCAACCCAUGCCCUCCUGUGUUCUGCCGACGGAGUCAACUGUUGAGGUUGGCAGACAAUUUUCGAAGGAACUUUGUUCUGUUGCUCAUUUUCAUCAUAAAAACGCAAACUGAACACUUUAGAGGUUUGUUUGUCUAAUCAGAGAUUUGUUCAUGAAUAUCUUCAUGUUACUUUAUUAAGGAAAUAAUGAUUUCACCUUUGACUUCCUUAUUCAUAUUUAAAAAAUUGAUAAAGUUUAUUCUACAGCAUUUUUAAUUUAUCAUUUUAUUGAUUAGUCUACGCGCAAUAUACGUUGACCUGGCUGUUUUACAUUGAUUUUCUCACUUGUUAUUUUUGUUAUGCAAAAGACAGGCUGCAGUUGAGAAGCCGUCGAGAAAUUUUCUUGUACCAUUAAAUUCUGCUGUCCUUGCUUGCUUUAAAUUCGCCCCAGGGAAAUGUUGCUUCAAAUUCUACAGCCGGCAUUUUUGAGAUUUUAAACUUCUGAGUAUGUGUGAGCCGGGCGCAAACACCCACCACCGACGCAGACUUGGUUACAUGCACGGUAGUAUCUGAGUAAAUUGGCAUCCAAUUUGCAUCUAAAUAUUUAAGCAACUUCUAAAAGAGCGACCGACCGCCUCAGAAACUCCGUUGAAUGCCCCAACGACCCUCUACAAGAAGGCGUUCCGUCGGACUCCCGUAUGGACCAAAUUCCCCUGCGCCUUAAAAGGAUUAAUACGCAGACAUUUCCUGCCCCCCCCCAUUAGAAGAAGUCGCCGAACUCUAGGGCACACUGGCGGCCACUGUCAAUUUGGUGGAUUUUAUUGAGUUCACCGUACAGUUGCCCUAAUUAAAAAGAACCAAAUUAAUUUCUCAAACAGCAACUCCCCUCGGAUAUAAUUAAGUCUCUGGACAGACUUUUACAAUUGCGAUGUAGAAUAGCGAAAGAAAACACUCGGAUAGGAUUUCUUCAGCAUUGCAUAAGCAGCAAGGAGUACCCAGUGGAGUGCCACAAGAUCCUCCGUCGGGGAAAAUUACGUCCUACCAUGAAAAAUCUGGACCGUCUUGCGCAAUCAAAAAUUCAGGACUCGUUUGAGGCUGUCGACAUAAACAAAUCUCGUUUGGACCAAAUAAAACAUAUCCUCGACAAGAUAAGUUUCUUCGGCUAGUUUAUGUUCAUGAAACAUGCGUGUAUCAUACAAGGGAAGACAAGAGACUCAUACCGUUUUAAACCAAGGAAGUCAUUGUGCAAAAAGUCUACGGACGAUUAUUUCCCUCUGAAUACAGAUGAAACUAUCCUUGAUCUAUUUGACAUGAAACGUAAUAAGCUACAAUCAGAGGCUUUAUCACUAGAACUUGACUUUUGCAUUUCAAAAAGGAAAUUAAACCCAGUUGAAAUUGAGGCUCAGUUUGAAGACUUAAAUUCUCAACUGUCUGACUUAGUACCCAGAUCCACUGACGAUGUCGGCUGGUUGAAAGCAAAAUUUGUGGACAUUGCUCAUCAGUACCGUAAAGCUCCUGUUACACUAACCAAUGAACACAUAGCUACCUUAUCCGCAUUGAAACGUCAUGAACAAAUAGUAGUUCCUAAGCCUGACAAAGGCCAUGGAGCUGUUAUUCUUAACCAGAAGGACUAUGUGGGGAAAAUAAAGUGCAUUCAGUUUAUUUUUCAGUUUAUUUGAUAAGGAUGAUAGGCAAAGCCUUUGAAAACCCUAUUGAUAACAUGUCAACUCGUUAGAAAUAACUGCACAGUAACAAUGAAAAUGUUCGCUCUAUACAUAGUACUUGAUUCAUUUUAGUAGCAUUGUCACAGAGAAAAAAGAUGUGGGGAACCGGGGUGUUUAGCUCAGAUUCAGACUGUCGAGGGAAAACAGGGGACACAAAUAAUCAUCCAAGCGUUUCUUGAAGAGUUGCAGGGAUGUCGCCUCCACGACUGACUGAGGGAGAUCGUUCCAUUUCUCCACUACCCUUUGCGUGAAAAAUUCAGAACGAAGGUUUAGCCUGGACAUUGUUGUCCGUAGCUUCAUCGAGUGGCCACGAAGAUUGGGUGAAAGGUGCCACUGAAACAUGUCCUCAAAGUUAAGUCCAUGCUCAAGGCCAUUUAUUAUCUUGUAAACCAGGAUUAGAUCACCUCUUUGCUGCCUGUAACACAGAGGGAAUAGAUUAAGGCAAUUCAGUCUGUCCGUGUAGGACUGGUUUUUUAGACCGUUUACCAUCUUUGUUGCCCUACGUUGCACCCGUUCGAGGCAUGCUUUGUCCUUUACAAGCCAUGGCCGCCAUGCUUGUAUGCCAUAUUCUAAGUGGGGCCGAACGAAGGUGCCGUAAACUCUCCCAAAAAGGUCUUGGUCAAAGGUAACGAACGCCCUUUUGAUUGCAUGCAGCACUCCCAUUGCGUUUUUUGCAGCCUUGUGGCACUGCAAUGUUGGUUUCAAAUUGUUCUGUAUCCAAACCCCGAGAUCCUUCUCUGAAGAUUCUGCGGGGAGUCUCAUAUCUUUCAGAUGAUAUGUCCUCAGGCUCUGAUUUGAAUGAGAGUUAGUUGGACGCAGAUGGAGGACGGCACACUUCUGCACAUUGAAGUCUAGAAGCCAUUUCUCCGACCACGCAUCUUAGAUGAUCGGCGCAAAUUUCGUCUAGAGGCGUCUGGGAAAGAUGAAACCAAGACAUUGGAAGACUAAGUCUGGAAAAAGGUUUAAAAGUUGCUGGACAAAAACUUGAUCGAUACUAAAACCGCACUAUUCUUAAAACCGAGAGGCACACAUAUCCCCAGACUAUAUGGUCUACCGAAAACGCAUAAAAAGGACACACCUUUACGGCCAAUUCUUUUUAUGUUUAAUUCACCUACAUGCAGACUAGCAAAAUGGCUUUUCAAGGAAAUUGAACCAAUUCGACAAUUGUUUUCCACCUACACAAUAAAAGAGAGUCUUCAUUUCAUUGGAGAAAUUAAGGACCAAAACAUCACCGACAAGUGUAUGAUCUCUUUAGACGUCGAAUCCUUAUUUACCAAUGUAGCAUUGGAUGAAACAAUAGAUGUUAUAUGCGCCCAUGCGUCCAAAUCCCGACUCUCCCCCGAAAUACUACGCGACCUGCUGGUACUCUGCACCAAAGAUGUUCAACUUCUGUUUAAUGGGGGACUUUACAGACAAAUUGACAGAGUCGCAAUGGGUAGUCCACUCGGGCGAACCCUUGCCGACGUUUUUAUGUGUUACCUAGAGGAGAAGGUGUCAUCAAAAUUAAACAUGACAACAUUAUACAGGAGAUACGUGGAUGAUAUAUUCACGAUUGUUGACAACAAGGAAGACGCCGCCAACUUAAUUUUUCUGAUGAAUAAUUUGCAUCCGAAAAUCAAAUUUACGAUGGAAACGGAGCAGUUUAACAAGUUACUAUUCCUAGUUCUCAUGUUUAGGGAGGAUGAUGGUUCAAUAAGACGCUCCAUCUUCCAUCAGAUUACGUGGAAAGGGCAAUACUAACAUUUUAAAAGUUUUGCGCCAAUACAAUGGAAACGAAAUCUAGUACAUACUCUUUUUCAAAUAGCUAGAAAUAUUUGCUCCAGGGAGACCAUUGAUACAGAAAUUGCCCGCAUCAAAGAAGCCUUACUAAAUCGUGGUUAUCCUGUACGCUUCAUUCAGAAGUGCAGCAACAAUGUAAGACCAAAGUUAACGGAACAGUCCUUUCCGAAGAAGUCCGUUAUAAUAUGUCUACACUUUAAGGGUGACAACAUCUCAAACACAAUCAAGCGACGCUUGCGUUGCACUAUAGAAAUAACGUACAACGCAGCAGAGCUUAUCUUCAUCAGUUCCACAAAAAGCCUUCCGAUUAACCGGGCAAAGGAUGCCUUGCCUAUGCACGCCACCCCAAAUUGUGUGUAUGAAUUCACAUGCACUUGCGGAUGGAAGUACAUUGAGCGAACGCAAAGGCAGUCGGCAACCAGGGCCGCUGAGCACUUGCCUAAUUGGCUUUUCAAACAGGAAAGCAAAACCCCCCGUUCGUCUAUAACGAAACACCUGUUAGACAGCGGUCAUGUUGUCGAUUCUAAAGCACCUUUUCGAGUACUUGUUCGAGCGCAUACAAGUCAAACCUUGCGUUAUUUGGAAGCAGCUUACAUACGGAGGGAGAAACUAGACCUGUGCAAGCAGUUAGAUCAUGUGAUCAAUCUGCAAUUGCCCUGGUAAUCUCACGCCUCUAGUUACUCCUGACUGUGAUUUGUUGUUAACAUUUGGUCUCCCUCUUUCCUAUAUGAUGCUUAUGUGGACGUCUUAUCAUGAUUAUUCAAUGCCUUGAACCUUGACCUUUCUCUUAUGCACUGCCACUAUGUGCAACUUCAUACUGCUGUGCGCUUCCAUUCGUUACCCUAUGUUAUGUAGAGACGGGCUGCAGUUGAAAAGCCGUCACGAAAUUUAUUGGUCUCACUAAAUUCUGCUGCACAUGCUUGUUUUAAAUUGAUACCCGAGAAAAAAUGCCUCAAAUUAAUUUUAGUCAGUCUGACUUCGUAAGACAGAUGACUAGUAGUUUUGGUCAUUUUCGUAGCUCUCGCCCAUACUCGUUUCAUUUUUUGAUAAUCUUUCUAAAAACAACAGACACAGGGUCCACACAGCAAACGUAAAGUUAGGCUGAAGGAAUAUCCCGUAGGUUUUACGAACAAUCCCUUAUCAGUCCACACAAAUCCUCGUCUCAGCGCAAAUAGUAUCCAUGUCGUGCGGUGAGCUACCGUUUGACAUUGUUUAGGUGGCUUAAUUGAGGUUACUAAAGCGCCGAGUUCCUUCUGUUCCUCAACACUAAAACAAGCUCUCCAUAAAGGAGGUAUCGAAAUGAAUCUGGUUCACACUGGUCCUUCUGGUACGGGGUCUUAGGGCCACAUAUGUACCAAAGUUAAAUUUUAAGAGUCAACGAGGGGAUCAGCAGCUGAGUCAUUCGAGACUCUCCUGAAGUGCGUAUCCGCCUGCGUCAGAUCCGAGGGUUUAACACAGUUUAACGUCGACAGCAAACAUAACAGCGCUCCAACUCCGGUGACAACAAAGCCGUUGAUUUAGACUAGAAAAAGUGACGGGUGUGAGACUGAGCCCUGGGGGACGCCAAUUAAAACGGCGAAUGGGUUGACUUUGAGGCACCAACGCACACUUUCGACUCUAGCCAGCAGCUCUUCUCCUAUUCCAAUUCGAGAUAAUUUGUACGUUAGAUGUUUGUGCUGUUCGCUGUCGGACGCUUUCUUGGAGCCAUACGGAUGUAGCCAACACUACCGUCAUGGUCCAGUGAUAGAUCCGUAAACCAAGCAAUCAAGUUGUUUUUUUUUUCCGCCAAUCCUACUAAGAAAAGUAUGUAUCAUCUGGAAGAGAUUGUCCACCUGGGGUACAGCUCUCAUUUGCCUCCAAAGUGUUGACCGUCCCCUUCUGCACUCCAGUACUCACCUACCUAACUCCUAUGGCGGUUGAGCAACGACGUGUCGAUCAUCGUAACAAAGAAUCAGUUAGUGGUCUUGUAGUGGCAGCCAUCAUAACCGGUCUGGCGUCAUUGUUCAAGACCUCGCAACCUAAAGGUCAUUCAACCCUUGCAGCGAGCCGUUUCACACACGCUGACCUGAAGCCACUCGACCGAUUUCGGCUCGAACACAAUUGAGUGCCCACAGUGUCGCGGCUACCCAUGCGCCACUUGGACGCUCCACCCCCCGCAACCAGCAAAACAAGCCACUGGGACACCACCCCUCGGCAAAUGUAACACACACUGACUGGGCAUUAUUUGAGCUUGGCCCACGAGACUACAAAACGGCUGCCGCCACUACCUUAGGCACUCUCAGGCAUGACUGGACGCAGUCAAAACCAGCCCUGGCUUCGCCAGUGGCCACUGCCACCUGAGAGGACAACCCCGGUUUCUGUGCACAAUAAACCCCUUAUUCUGGUGCCUUCAGUGUCUCUCCAUCCAACACUAGGAUUUAGCCCUGAUUUUGAUGGCGCCCAGACUGCACACAUUUCCACCGCAUAACCACUACAGUCUCGAGCUGCUAGAAGUUCCUCUGAACAUCCGUGCGGCAAAGAAUUAUGUUCCGACUUGACUCCUUCUCAAGACCCCUCCAAGCCCUGCUCUAUGCUUUGGGCUGUAUUUCAACCUCUGCAUGGUCUUUAGCGCCCUGCGAUUCGAGUCCGUCAAAAGCUCCUCGCGAAAAGGCCGGUCUCUCUUGAAAUGUACAGUGUAGUGGAAACGUGGACUUAAAAACUACAAAUAGUAAUAUAUCCAGGAAAAACUAACUCCAAAUGGGGAAAUUGUGUUUACCAACAAAAAGAAAGAAUGUAUAGAUUCGAAGAAUCAGAAGAGGAAUGUUCCAGACUCACGCAAAGUAGAAUCCUCUCAGGUAGCGAGAUAGUAUUCCGAUGAGGAACCGGUUGAAUAGAGGCAGUCGGUUCCGCGAUGAUAUGGUGAAAUAGGCUUGUGAGGAGGGAGUCUCCGUCAGCUCAUACAAAUCGCUAAGAAUGUUGAGAGGUUACAAGCGAAGGCCAAGAAAUAACGACAUCAAGCACACUCGAAACCAGAACACACUUUGACCGCCGCGGAGUUGUUUCAGUGAAUUUCCGUUUAGUCAAACAAAUGUACAGGAAAGUCAGAUGUACAAGAAAGUGUAGUGAAACAAAUCAAAAAUGUACAAAAGCCUACAACUAAGACGCCACAGCUCGGGCACAGUUGUGAGCAAGUCGUCAUUAGAAUAAGGUGCACGGCCAGAACAAGUCCCCCACGUACUUUUCACAGCCCCAAUGCAUGCCUCAGCCAUGUCGUCGGUCACUUGUCUCCCUCAAAUGGCUUUCGUUACGUUCACCCUGCGUCCGUCGAUACAUCUGCUUGGCUGAAAUCAACUCUUUGUCAAAUAGUGAAGCAAAUAGCCUUGUCAAGGAUUUUCGUUAGUUGUUGAGUAGCAAUUAUUGAUGCUUCAUCAACGGCUACGAUUGACUGAGGUGCCCCAUUUUAGCCAACUCCACCCAAGCCCUUCAAACCCUCUUUGGCCAAAGACGCAUUCGGACUACAACCUGUAAUCCAGGUACCAGCAACAUGGCCGAACGUUUCCUCAGUCAUUUUAAGACACUGUGCGUGCGGCGGAGGAUUCGGCGAGUUGGCCGAGCAACCUACUCCUCUCGACUCAUGACAUUUGCGCAGUAGUAAAGAAGGAUCUGGACUGCAGAGCAGAUUAAUUUAUGUUAAACCGCACCUCCGACUGCUAAACAAAUGGCCAUCCCGACAUCUCGUAUUGCCGCUGAGAUUCACCGUAGCACUGUGCCUCGGCCUCGGAAAGUUAUGCGUUUAUUAACAGUAUUUUGCUUUCUAUGGUUUUGUUUUCCACUCUAUUUAGGGACUAUUUUCUAGGUAUUAAGGAUACAUUUUAAUUUUCAGAAUCUAUUUAACUUAUUCCACAUAUUUGGCAUGUUUUGUUAAGCUAAGAUCACGUUCGUCAACGACCAAGUGACUUUUGGACCGUGCUUUUGGGCAAUCUAUUUUGACUUUGCCAGCCGUCAUGACUACCGUCAACAAAAAAUCAAAAAUUAUUUCCCUCGCCUUUGCGUCACUUCUGUAAGGUAGGAUGUUAAAACUACAAAUUAUUUGAACACAGAAACUGUAAUAAGAAAAAAGCAACAUCGAAAAUCGUGAAAUUAAGCAUUUGGGUUUUACUAAGCUAAAAUUCCGGCACGGAGUCAAGAUUGUUGGGAUCGCAGGUCUCUGGUUGGCUUCGAUUAAUUAUUUCAGCAUUCUCUGGCAAGUCAACUUAUAGUACGGAUUCCUUCAAAAUUAUCUGGACUUAUUUUCGUCAGAUGGCUGAAUAAACCUGCGCCUGUGCGUAUUGCUGGCGCUCCUCUCAGUCUUUUUUAAUAAAAUUUUAAAGUUGAAUAGCAGUGUGAUUUGGGCGAACAGCGUCCCCAUUACUAGCUCCGCUUUUUGUGUCCACCGAUCCUAUCUAUGCGAAUGAAAUGUCCACAUUUUGGCGACAAUUCCGGAUCUCGAGUUCUCGCACCUGAUUUCUUUAGAUCUGCCAUCGAGGCCAUUUUUUCGGAACGUACGUCGAGGGCCAGACUCACGAACCUGAUAAGAGAAUGCGUUACCUAAACUGCUGACUUGCGAAAGCGAAUUAGACUAUUUAUAGUCUCCGCUAAUCAGUCGUGUACAGCUAGACGUGCUUCUGACGCAAAGGAGCUUUAUGCAACGAAGCAACCGCCUUCCAAAUUUCCAGAAAUACCACUUUGUUAGAAAGACUGCUUACUGUGCGUCCAUGUACCAAAGGAAGUCAUCUAAUUUGGAUAUUGUGCUUGGAUAAGAAACGAGACAAUCAUAAAGACGUUAUUUCCCCACUUAUUGGGACUACAUGGCAACAUUGCUUAAGACUCAGGCUGAGACAUCUAUGUCGCAGACAAAAGCUAGUUUAGUUCACAUUGUGGCAUUUCAAAAGUUGCUUGCACUGAAGUUUAGGAGGAAUCUCGACCGAGGAAGGUAGACAGAGUAAGUAUAUAGAGAGUUCUUUGCUUUCUGACCCGAGGUAGGUUCAUAAAACCUAUUUACCGCGCGGCAUAGAACGCGCGCAACUUGAUAUCUAACCACCCUUGUUGAUUUAGCUUGACUGCAUAUCACAGAUUAUCAUGCUACUCCUUCCAGCGUCCACUUACCAGGGGCAGCAGCACCUACACACAGUGUCUACAUACAAUGUAUGUAGGUAUCUCCAGUAGAUGUUAGAAAGUCCGAUCCGUUCGCGGUCGGCAAAAAGAGAUAUGUGGACCGGGCGACUCUUCGUCACUGAGUUUUCUUCCAUCUAACUACUUCUCGAAGAUACUAUUCACCGCGCGUGUAUGCAAUUUGGCGGACUUUCAUCUGGCGGGACAAUCCGGUUACACGCUUACUGACCCAUGUAGUUUCAAAACGCGUUUUCGGAAAUCCGGCAAUUUCUAUCCCUUGAAAAGUCAAGUAUAGUGGGUUUUACAAAAACUUGGGCAAACACAGAUGUAUUGGGCUCAGAAUUAACAACCAGGUGUUAUUUCAUUUCCAGGAAAGACUGUCUAGAAAUGACCUCCAUAGAGAAUUUGUCGACUUUGUCAACCCCCCUUAAAUCCGACCUCACUCGAGCUUCAGGAGAUCGGAAGGCAUUGAAUGCACCGAUACAAGCAAGAACACGGACUCUUCGUACACGGUCCUGCUGACGCUCAUAGCUUAAAACUCCGUUUCAUCCCUAUGCCAUACUCACAGUACAAGUAUUAAAACGACCAAAGUCCUCCAAAGACUGCUUGCGGACCCUGGUUACCCAUUUAUCAUUUAUGAAUCCCAGUUACUGGCAACAAACUGCCUUUAAGUCGCCCCCAUAAGUUAUUUAUGCAAAGCCUGGAAAGUCAUCCGAAAUCGUUUUCCCACCCAAUGGACACAAACUUCGGGCGCCAGUCAGCGUGGUCCCCAUAAAGUGAAAUCAUGGCUAACGAACAUUUCACUACUUCAAGGAUUUUGAGCAGAAGGUAAGAACAUGAGGCCGUAUUUCUGCACAUUAGAACAUUUCACUGAAACAUUACUCAUGGACAACAUAUCAAGCACGUUUGUGGACAAGGUGUAGGCCUUCUGCACAUGUGCCCAAGAGGCUGCGUCCCCCGAUUACCAGUGCAUAGAUGUGUUCCUUAGUGGUCCACACCUAGAAUGCCAUUCUUCGAAAUCUAAAUCAGUGUCCGGACGGUUGUAGUUUACAGCAGUCGUGUGAUGUUUGCAGAUGACAUUAUCAUUUCAGACCAUGUGUCAAACCGCGUUUCUGUUCACGACUUCUUUGUUAGUUUCUGUAUGGAUUAACCAGUGAGGUAUUACAGUAGGGGCAGUAAUCGUCACUUGGAGGUGUCUCUACGUACUGCGCCGAAAUGGGCAUACAUUACGCGAGCUGUAUCAACUGUCAACCGUUGGAUUACCAUCAGCUACUUGCUUAGAGGAACUUGUGUACAAGCAGGUCGCACAAGCCCAGGCUGCUGGCUCGGUCUUUGUACACUGUCGGGUCUGUUUGCCUUAACUGGGUUCGCCCCGCACAUGCUGUAGUUAUUUUGAAGCUGACUGUUAAAAUUCUCCCUUGUUCUAGCCAUAUUCAGUUUCCUCACACAUUUUUCCGCCAACAGUAUUUACGACAAAGAAGUAUGGCGCAACAACUACCCAAAACAGGGCUUCAGUUGUACGCUUAUCUGCUGCGUAAAACUCGUCUCCUUCCGGCGGAUGUUCAGCCUUUCUACAGGAACCAGAUCCGUCAGGUAACCACUGCACUCUUCCUCAUUCCCCUUUAGCACUUUAAAUCGCACGCUGAUGAAGACGAUCCUGAGACGCUGCGUCUUAUGAUGGCCCAAGGUAUAGCUGACAUGGACUGGCUUGUGGCAAAGGUACUCCGUCAUAACUCAUAACUGUCCUCACCUCUUUAAGUAUGCUAGGCAUUCGCCGACCACCAAGAAGUGA